AUGAAGGUUUACAGCGAGGUUACCCAGGUGAAGGUUUACUGUGACGUUAUCCAGGUGAAGGUUCACUGUGACGUUACCCAGGUGAAUGUACACUGUGACGUUACCCAGGUGAAGGUCCACUGUGAUGUCACCCAGGUGAAGGUUCACUGUGACGUUACCCAGAUGAAGGUUUACGGUGAGGUUACCCAGGUGAAGGUUUGCUGUGACGUUAUCCAGGUGAAGGUUCACUGUGACGUUACGCAGGUGAAGGUUUACUGGGACGUUACCCAGGUGAAGGUUCACUGUGACGUUACCCAGGUGAAGCUUUACGGUGAGGUUACCCAGGUGAAGGUUUGCUGUGACGUUAUCCAGGUGAAGGUUCACUGUGACGUUACGCAGGUGAAUGUACACUGUGACGUUACCCAGGUGAAGGUCCACUGUGAUGUCACCCAGGUGAAGGUUCACUGUGAAUUUACCCAGGUGAAUGUACACUGUGACGUCACCCAGUUUCCUAAAACGUGACAAUACAGAUGUAAAGGUCUGAUUUACCAGCAGGUAAAAGUUUUAAUCCCGUGUGUAUAACUCAGUGGGAGUCACAACAAACAGAGCCCAACAGAAGGGGGAAACAGGGACCCCAUUACCCAGACUUCGAGAAUAAACAGGACAGUGAUAUGCUGACGCGGGACAUAUUAUAG
Pelobates cultripes (western spadefoot toad) is the source of this 674-nucleotide messenger RNA. Lineage: Eukaryota; Metazoa; Chordata; Amphibia; Anura; Pelobatidae. The record is from the annotation of a GenBank genome assembly.